GUCAUUGUCAAUGUCAUAUCGUAAACUGCUGUCCUCGGCGCGGACGACGUUUUCUUUAGAAUUUAUGUUUAGAAUUUUGUUUGUGAUGUGAAUAUUUUUGAUUUGAAAGAUAAAUUGAACCCCUAAUAUUAUUAGAUUGGAUAUUUGCAAAUUUAUCAAUUAAUUCCGUUUUAGUACUUGUGCUACAUUAACUGAGUUUUUAACCGUCACAGCCACAAAUUUCUGUAAACAAUCUCAACAUGAGUGGACGCGCUAAAAAGAAACCAGCUGCGGCGCCAAAGAAGAAAGCCAAUGGUUACAAAAUGCCGGCUCCCAUCGCCACGGGGGAGGUGAUCCACGACACGCUGAUGAAGAAGAAGUGGCGGAUCGGGCCGUCCAUCGGCGUCGGUGGCUUUGGGGAGAUCUACUCGGCGUGUCAACACGAGAACUCGCCCAAGAAAGGGUCGGACUAUCCGUUUGUUAUCAAAAUUGAACCUCAUGAAAAUGGCCCUCUGUUUGUGGAGAAACACUUCUAUGUCAGAAAUGCUAAUAAAGAUGAUAUAACAAAAUUCAUGAAGUCCAAGAAGCUGACAACUUUUGGAAUGCCGACAUAUGCGGGGAACGGCUCCCAUGACUACAAGGGAGAAAAGUACCGGUAUCUGGUGCUGGAGCGCUACGGGAAGGACCUGUGGGCACUCUUCAAGGAGAACGGCAGGUCCUUCCCGCCCGCCACUGUGUUCCAGAUUGGAGUGCAAAUGCUGGAAGUGCUGGAGUACAUCCACAGCCGCGGCUACGUGCACGCCGACAUCAAGGGCGCCAACAUACUGCUCGGGCUCAAGAAGGGCACGGAGCACCAAGCCUACCUGGUGGACUUCGGUCUGGCGACCCGCGUGACGGACAAGGAGUUCAAGCCGGAGCCCAAGUGCGCGCACAACGGCACCAUCGAGUACACCAGCCGGGACGCGCAUCUCGGAGUGCCGACAAUGCGUGGCGACCUCGAGAUCCUGGCGUACAACAUGCUGCAGUGGCUGGCGGGGUCUCUGCCGUGGGAGGACCGGUUGGGCGAGCCCAAAGCCGUGCAGGCUGCCAAGGAGGCCUUCAUGAAGAAUGUGAAGGCUGAGGUGGCUAAACUAGGGGAUGUGCCAGAAGAACUGAUAAAAUUCUUCACAUACAUCAACACCUUAAAACCUCGCGAUGUGCCCGACUACACCAAGUGUGUGCAGAUCCUGGAGGGGUACCUCAAGAAACACGGCAAGACCAGGAACAGCAAACUGGAGUUCACUCCCACCAAGAAGACUGUGGCCAAAGGCAGGGCCAAGAAACUACCCGAGAGCGAGGAAGAGGAUGUGGAAGAAACAGUAUCGAAGAGAAAGCCUAAAGAAAACGGGGUUAAAACGUCACCAAGAAAGAAAGCAAAGACUAAAGAACCUGAUAGUAAAGAGGAGGAUGAUACAGAAAGUAAAGCGAAGACCAAAGAGAAUGGGACAGAGAAACCACGGCGCGGGAGAACCCCAAAAAUACUCGUCCAAGAUACAGACUCUGAGACUGAAAACUGCGAGAAUGAGACGCCGAACGGCAGCGCACAGACUAAAGCCAAAGUUGUAAGGAAAAAGAAGUCGGCGAAAAGGAAAUCAUCGGAACCAGCGCUUUUAGUUAAUGUUAAGAAAACUAAGUUAACUCCUAGAGCGACGCCGCCGGUUAGGAAAGGACUUGUCAACACCGCAACACAGACCUCCGGAUCUAGAACUAGAAAGAGCCCUAGACAGGUGUCCUUCGAUAGUCCUAUAUGCGCCAUCAUAGGUGAGGGUAAAGCUUCAAAACUAUCCAAAGACAGUGAAGUGAACUCGAGCGGUGAUAUCUUUGAUGAUUCCUUUGAGAUUCAGGAGAAGAAAGUUAAACCGAGAAGGAAAUUGUUAUCUGAUGAAGAGGUGACGGUCAAGAGGGUAGUUAAGAAGAAAGUGACCACUUUGAAACCGAAAGCUAAGUCGUGGAGAGAUACACCCGCAGUGCUCAAUGGUCGGUCACCGCCAACCUCAUAACUAAACUUGGUAGGUAAGUUAUUAUGUGGAUAAUCAAUUUGUAAUAGGUGGAAAUCAUUCCAAUCGGCUAGCCCAGUUUCUUGUUGAGUAAAUCUACAUAAGCACUAACUUAAAUCCAGCUAAGUUCAGCUUAACUGGAUGUUUUCGGUUGUGAAACUGGCAUAGCAUAAAACAGCUGUAAGUUAAGUACUUAUUAUUAACUCGAAUAGAAUUUCAAUUGACACCAAUGUACAAUAUAUCGUUAAGUACUUCAUAUACUUAUCAAUAUACAAUU
Molecule: messenger RNA, 2292 nt
Organism: Plutella xylostella (diamondback moth)
Lineage: Eukaryota; Metazoa; Arthropoda; Insecta; Lepidoptera; Plutellidae
Product: serine/threonine-protein kinase VRK1
Biological process (GO): protein phosphorylation
Molecular function (GO): ATP binding; protein kinase activity
Source: RefSeq, a predicted model, not a curated record